This is a messenger RNA of Pungitius pungitius (ninespine stickleback), 2750 nucleotides long. Its product is annotated as glutaminase kidney isoform, mitochondrial-like. The record is from RefSeq and is a predicted model, not a curated record. The transcript is spliced from 18 exons. The coding region runs from base 111 to 1937 and encodes 608 amino acids. Lineage: Eukaryota; Metazoa; Chordata; Actinopteri; Perciformes; Gasterosteidae. Gene Ontology annotation, biological process: L-glutamine catabolic process. Gene Ontology annotation, molecular function: glutaminase activity; protein binding.
UUACUUAACAGGCAGCUGUUGUCGGGCCACCGGUCACAACCCACCGCCACCGUAUACAAGUUCAUCUCCUGCGAACUACUAGACCUCGAGUCGCUGUUUUUUUUUUCGCGAUGCACUGCAUGAAGGGUCUGAGGACCACCGGCCCGGGAAUCUUGCAGCGCUUCAAAAACGCGGGGAUCUCCGCCAGAGUCGGAGGUGAGAGCAGCGUUUUGACCAGGACGCUGCAACCUGUGUCGCUCCCCUGCUGGGCUGCAGCAUCACCCGCCACCUGCCGAGCCUUGCACCGGCAGAAGGGCCCGGAUGUGGAAGAAGGACACCCUAAGAGCAGGUUGAUGUCCAGUAUGGAGGACCUACUUUUCUACACCAUCACCGAAGGCAAAGAGAUGAUCCCCCUGUCCCAGUUCAUCUCUGCCCUGAGAAAAACAGGUCUGUUGACGUCCGACCCUCGGCUACGUGACUGUGUCCGUCAGAUGCGACAAUCCCCCCGAGACUCCACCGGGCCACCGAUGAUGGACAAGAAGCUCUUCAGAAGGUGCGCUGGCAACAACAUCAUGCUGCUGACGAAAGCCUUCAGAAAGAAGUUCAUCAUUCCAAACUUCGAGGAGAUGACGCAGCACAUCAACCGGAUGCACAGCAGCGCCCAGCAGCAGGAGUCCGGACAAGUGGCCAACUACAUUCCUCAGCUGGCCAAAUUCAGCCCUGAUCUGUGGGGAGUGUCUCUGUGCACGAUCGACGGACAGAGACACUCUGUGGGUGACACCAAGGUUCCCUUCUGUCUGCAGUCGUGUGUGAAGCCUCUGGAGUACGCCGUCGCCGUGCACGAGUGCGGCAGCGAGCGCGUUCACCGCUUUGUGGGCAAAGAGCCCAGCGGGUUCAAGUUCAACAAGCUGUCGCUGAAUGACGAAGAUAAACCACACAACCCGAUGGUGAAUGCCGGAGCUAUCGUCAUCAGUUCUUUAAUCAAGCCAGAUUCAAACAAGGCGGAGAGAUUUGACUACGUGAUGGAGUACUUGAAAAGGCUGUCUGGCGAAGAAUACGUGGGCUUCAGCAAUGCGACUUUCCAGUCGGAGAGGGAGACCGGUGAUAGGAACUACGCCAUUGGUUAUUACCUCAAGGAGAAAAAAUGCUUUCCUGACAAUGCAGAUAUGACAGGAGCCCUUGACUUCUACUUUCAGCUGUGCUCCAUCGAGGUGACGUGUGAGUCGGGCAGCGUCAUAGCGGCCACGCUGGCCAACGGCGGCAUUUGUCCCAUCACGGGCGAGCGCGUGCUUAGCUCCGAGGCCGUCCGCAACACCCUGAGCCUCAUGCAUUCCUGCGGCAUGUACGACUUCUCCGGACAGUUCGCCUUCCACGUGGGCUUGCCGGCUAAAUCUGGCGUUUCGGGUGCAGUGCUGCUGGUCGUCCCCAACGUCAUGGGUAUGAUGUGUUGGUCUCCACCUUUAGAUCGGCUUGGGAACAGCGUCCGCGGCAUCCACUUCUGUCAGGAGCUGUUGUCUAAUUACAACUUCCACAACUACGACAACUUGAGACACUUCACCAAGAAACGCGACCCGAGGAGACGAUCCGACGAAGAACCUAACAAGUCGGUGGUCAACCUGAUGUUUGCAGCCUACAGUGGUGACAUCUCUGCUCUGAGGAGGUUCGCCCUCUCGGCCGUGAACAUGGAGCAGAGAGACUACGACUCUCGCACAGCGCUCCACGUCGCCGCUUCAGAAGGCCACGCGGAAGCCGUAAUCUUCCUGACUGAAGUUUGCAGAGUGAAUCCCGACAUGAAAGACAGAUGGGGGAACACGCCCCUGGAUGACGCCAUGCAGUUUGGCCACGAUGCUGUUGUUUCAGUCCUGCAGGAGUACCAGCGCGAGUACAGCGAAGGCCACGCGGCGCGUGUCCCCGAGGAACAGAAGCCGGCGCUGGACACGCUGAAGAGCGCCGUCUAAACCACCAGGGACUAUACGGGUUUGUGAUGGAAAUAAAUCUAUUUUACUCUCAGAGGACAGAAAGGACACGUGACGUUUGAGAGACCUGAUGAAUGAUUACGCUUAUUUUUUGAUAUGGUAAUAUAUGUUAUAUACUAUUUGUUUGACUUCCCAGUGUAGGAUUAAGUGCCUCUGAUGUAUUCCAGUAGACUGGAGACGAAGUAAAAAACUAAGCAUUAUAUAAUUUAUAUGGUUUAUGGAGAGAAGAAAACAUACAUUUAAGCCAUUAUUGUGUUUUGUUGCAAUCAUUUUGUUUAUGUAUUUAUGCGUCCUCAGUUUAUGAUGUGAAAUGCCACUGUGAUGUAACUAUAUAAUAUAUUGAGUCUUAUUGUUAAAAUAUGGAAAUAUGUUUUGCUUAAUCAAUACUUCAUUUAAUCAGGGAAUUUGUGCCCCCUGUAUAAAUAUUCCAAAAGCUGCAUCAGAUUCAUCUAACUCAACAGCAGGUGAUUUAGUUGCACUCGUGGACAGUAACAGGGAAGGACUGGCUCAGUAGUUUGUUCACUGCAGAUACCAUCUGGGUUGUUCUAAAUCUAUGCAGAUGAAAGUUGUAAACUAGACAUACACGUUAUUGAAGUGAAACUAAUUAAACUUGAUUUUAAAGUGUCUAAAAAAUGGGAAAUUAGUUUGUCUCAAAAGAAAGUAUUUUAUGUGUUUUAUUUCAUUCAACUCAGUGAAAGGCAUUGAAAUGAUUCCCCAACAGUACUUAAGUCCGUCACUGUGAAUAUGUAUUAUGCUGGUGUAAAUAAAAUGUAAAAAAGUUAUUUUAUCAAACGA